Camelina sativa (false flax) is the source of this 789-nucleotide messenger RNA. RefSeq lists its product as uncharacterized. The record is from RefSeq and is a predicted model, not a curated record. Lineage: Eukaryota; Viridiplantae; Streptophyta; Magnoliopsida; Brassicales; Brassicaceae.
AUGGUUCGUCACUGUGGCCUAUUGGAGUUUCCAUCUUUGGGUGAUAGUCUGUCAUGGCGAGGAUGGCGAGAUAAAAAACCGAUUCGAUGUCGGCUAGACCGGGUUUUAGCAAAUGAACAGUGGCAUGAUAUGUUUACUGACUCGUUUACAGAGUAUUUAACAAUGAUUGCAUCGGAUCAUAAGCCGGUGUUGGCUGUGAUUGCGGACAAGACCCAAAGAGGUCGACGGAGCUUUCGGUUUGAUAGGCGUUGGCUGGAUAAGGAGGGUUUCUUUGGUGCCAUUGCUGAGGGGUGGAAUGUGGGGUCAAACUUGCCAAACACCUCUUUAGUUGACAAAGUGGCCACUUGUUGUCGUUAUAUCUCUCAAUGGAGGAACGCCCAAGUACCAUUUGGACAGGAGACAAUUGAGGAUCUGAAAUCAAAAUUAGCGGCAGCCCAGGAGAAUGAUGCUACUUCGGUUGAUGAGCUUGCGGAACUUACAUGGCAGUUGAGGGAGGCAUAUCGGGAUGAGGAGGUUUAUUGGUAUCAGAUAAUUAGGAGCAGGUGGAUGCGACUGGGUGACCAUAAUACUAGUUAUUUCCAUGCUCAGACAAAACAACGUCGGGUUCGGAAUCGGAUAGUCGGCCUCCAUGAUCAGCAUGGUAUUUGGUCGACGGAGGACAAUGAGGUCCAGAACAUUGCAGUUUCCUAUUUUCAAGACCUUUUUACUUCGUCGAAUCCUUCGGAAUCUGAGGAGACUCUUGGGGUAAUUGACGCCUCUAUUAGUCCAAGAAGUGCAGAAAUUUUCUGA